GUGUCCCCCUCUCAUACUGUCCCACUCACUCAAAGAGCUCAUACACUCACGCAGUGAUUUCAGACACUUAGACCAGUGCUUCGUCACACAGGCUUUAUCAGUGCUUUUAUUGCAAAAAGGUUAUCCCAUUGUGUCUCUCUUUGGCUGGGCUGAAUCUCCACCGUCUGCUCUGGGACUUGGCUUGGCUCUACCGUCUCUGUCUCUCAACCCCUCCCCCCUACAGCACCCGGAGGGUGGGACAGACUUCUUGCUGACCCGCCAUGUUUCUGGUUCUCGUUGUGACGCCGGAACUAAGGGAGUUCUUGGCCAGAGCAAGGGGUGGAGCUGUCCGCCUCAUCCAGGUGCGGAUCCAGGACGAGCAGCUGGUGCUGGGGGCAUUCAGAGAGCCGACACAGAGCUGGGACCAGGACUAUGACCACUUCCUACUUCCUCUGCUGGACGACCAGGAGCCUUGCUACAUCCUGUACCGCCUCGACUCCCAGAAUGCACAGGGAUACGAGUGGAUCUUCAUCUCCUGGUCUCCUGACCAAUCUCCAGUGAGACAGAAGAUGCUGUACGCUGCCACCCGUGCUACAGUGAAGAAAGAGUUUGGUGGUGGUCAUGUGAAGGACGAGAUGUUUGGCACAGUGGAGGAGGACAUCUGUCUCGAGGGCUACCAGCGUCACGUGUCCUCCAGCUCCGGCCCUGCCCCACUCACAGCUGCUGAACAGGAGCUGCGGAGAAUCAAAAUCAACGAGGGAAGGGUUAAGCAGGUGAAAACAGAGACCAGUGUGGAGAGUAAGCACCAAACGCUGCAGGGCAUUGCUUUCCCACUGCAGGAGGAAGCCAAACAGGCUCUACAACAACUUGCACAGAAACACAUCAACUACAUACAGCUGAAGUUGGACACAGAGAGAGAGACGAUAGAGCUGGUCCAUUCUGACCCGACAGAGACCUGUGAGCUGCCUUGCAGGGUUCCCACGGAUACGCCCAGAUAUCACUUCUUCCUCUAUAAACACUCUCAUGAAGGGGACUACUUGGAAUCUGUUGUGUUCAUCUACUCCAUGCCCGGGUACAGCUGUAGCAUUAAGGAGCGGAUGCUGUACUCCAGUUGUAAGAGUCGACUGCUGGAUGAGGUGGAGAAAGAUUACCAUCUGGAGGUUUCCAAGAAGAUGGAGAUUGACAGUGGGGAUGAGUUGACAGAGGAGUUCCUGUAUGAUGAGGUCCAUCCUAAGCAGCAUGCCUUCAAGCAGGCCUUCGCCAAGCCUCGUGGCCCAGCAGGGAAGAGAGGCAACAAGCGUCUCAUCAAGGGCCCAGCGACUAGGGAGAGCAGGCCGGAAAACUAGAGAGAGGGACAGAGCUUGGUCGUCUCCCCUUCCCUGAAUCCUCCUCCUGUUGCCACGGCAGCUUGUUUGGCCACGAGGAAGGAAAAGGAGAAGAAUUUCUGUCAUUUUGAUUUUCACCUCCCUUUGCUUGUGUUUUAACAAUGUGUCAUUCAUGUACGUGCUAUUCAUGAACAUCAACUAUAGCAGUGGUUCCCAAACUGUGGGGGCGCGAAGGGUCGGCAGGGGGAACUCAGUCCGGCUUUCAGCUUACUCCAAACUUACUCUGCAAUUUCCAAAUUGGUUAGUGCAUCAGCAGUUUUCCUCUUGUCAAUCAUUGCAGACCUUUGAGAGAUAUUUACUGUAUACCUUGUUAGAAAUGUCCAGAUCAACUAGCCCAUGUCAGCAAACGUUUUUUAGCUAGGUUUUUAACCCAUUGAUUUGAGUCACUC
This is a messenger RNA of Coregonus clupeaformis (lake whitefish), 1753 nucleotides long. RefSeq names its product twinfilin-2. Lineage: Eukaryota; Metazoa; Chordata; Actinopteri; Salmoniformes; Salmonidae. Gene Ontology annotation, cellular component: myofibril; actin filament; cytoplasm. The transcript is spliced from 9 exons. The record is from RefSeq and is a predicted model, not a curated record. Gene Ontology annotation, molecular function: actin filament binding; actin monomer binding. The coding region runs from base 261 to 1325 and encodes 354 amino acids. Gene Ontology annotation, biological process: regulation of lamellipodium assembly; positive regulation of neuron projection development; actin filament depolymerization.